This is a messenger RNA of Diceros bicornis minor, 6956 nucleotides long. RefSeq names its product castor zinc finger 1 (gene CASZ1). Gene Ontology annotation, cellular component: nucleus. The record is from RefSeq and is a predicted model, not a curated record. Gene Ontology annotation, molecular function: RNA polymerase II transcription regulatory region sequence-specific DNA binding; DNA-binding transcription factor activity, RNA polymerase II-specific. Bases 277 to 5604 code for a protein of 1775 amino acids. NCBI's taxonomy places the organism in Eukaryota, Metazoa, Chordata, Mammalia, Perissodactyla, Rhinocerotidae. The transcript has 21 exons. Gene Ontology annotation, biological process: regulation of neuron differentiation; positive regulation of transcription by RNA polymerase II.
UUUCCCCCGGACUUGGAAAGUCACCCAAAGCCGCCCCAAGUGCAGGCAAGCAGACCUUGCUGACUGAAGGCAAAGACCCUCUCCAUCCCACCUGCCCUGGCAGCCGUCACGGCCAUCAACCCCUCCCAUAGAAGGAGGUCCUGCAGCUCCAGUGGUGUGCGUUGGAAUGAACUUCGGACCCUGGCCUCUUGGGAUGCAAAGGAUGAAGUGACGCCUCUGCUGCAAGAGAGGAGCCUCUAGGACCCGCUACGAGAGUUUGGGACCAAAGAGAGGAGAAUGGAUCUUGGUACAGCUGAAGGCUCCCGGUGCACCGACCCGCCCGCAGGCAAGCCCUCGAUGGCAGCCAAGCGCAAAGGCGGCCUGAAGCUCAAUGCCAUCUGUGCCAAGCUGAGCCGCCAGGUGGUGGUGGAGAAGGGAGCGGAGACUGGCCCCCACACUGAGGGUGGCCUGCUUCGGCUCCGGGACAAAGAACGCAGUGACCCCGAGGUGGGGGGUGCCCGGGCCCCCCGAAGCGAGGAAGACAAGAGGCGGGCGGUGAUCGAGAAGUGGGUCAACGGGGAGUACAGCGAGGAGCUGGCGCCCAUGCCCGUGUGGGGGCGGAUUGCCCGAGAGGGCCUGGAGCUGCCGCCCGAGGGCGUCUACAUGGUGCAGCCCCAGGGCUGCAGUGAUGAGGAAGACCCCGGCGAAGAGCCCUCCAAGGACAGCAGCGUCGUGGCGGAGAAGGACUCAGAUGGGGCAGCCUCCAAGGAUGACAGCGGCCCCAGCGCCAAGCAGGCUUCAGGAGAGGCCUCCUCCCUGCGGGACUACGCGGCCUCCACCAUGACGGAGUUCCUUGGCAUGUUUGGCUACGACGACCAGAACACAAGGGACGAGCUGGCCAGGAAGAUCAGCUUCGAGAAGCUGCAUGCGGGCUCCACCCCCGAGGCAGCCACCUCCUCCGUGCUGCCCACCUCUGAGGACGCCCUCAGCAAGCGGGCACGUUUCUCCAAGUACGAGGAGUACAUCCGCAAGCUCAAGGCCGGCGAACAGCUCUCCUGGCCGGCCCACGGCACCAAGGCCGAGGAGCGGGCAGGCAAGGAGGUGGUGGGCCCCUUGCCUGGCCUGCGGCUGCCCAGCAGCACAACACACCUAGAGACCAAGGCCACCAUCCUGCCCCUGCCAUCACACAGCAGUGUCCCCAUGCAGGGCCUGGUGGCCCGUGCCUCCAAGUAUGACUUCUUCAUCCAGAAACUGAAGACGGGUGAGAACCUGCGGCCCCAGAACGGGAGCACCUACAAGAAGCCAUCCAAGUAUGACCUGGAGAAUGUCAAGUACCUGCACCUCUUCAAACCUGGGGAGGGCAGCCCUGACAUGGGUGGGGCCAUUGCCUUCAAGACAGGCAAGGUGGGGCGCCCCUCCAAGUACGACGUCCGGGCCAUCCAGAAGCCGGGCCCCACCAAGGUUCCGCCCACCCCCAGCCUGGCUCCUGCACCCCUCAGCAGUGUGCCCAGUGCUCCCAGCGCCCCCGGGCCAGGCCCCGAGCCAGCUGCCUCCCUGCCCUUCAACACGCCCGAGUACCUGAAGUCGACCUUCUCCAAAACAGACUCCAUCACCACGGGGACCGUCUCCACUGUCAAGAAUGGAUUGCCCACAGAUAAACCAGCUGUCACCGAAGACGUAAACAUUUACCAGAAGUAUAUUGCCAGGUUCUCGGGCAGUCAGCACUGUGGCCACAUCCACUGCGCCUACCAGUACCGCGAGCACUACCACUGCCUCGACCCCGAGUGUAACUACCAGAGGUUCACGAGCAAGCAGGACGUGAUCCGGCACUACAACAUGCACAAGAAGCGUGACAACUCCCUGCAGCACGGCUUCAUGCGCUUCAGCCCCCUGGACGACUGCAGCGUCUACUACCACGGCUGCCACCUCAACGGGAAGAGCACCCACUACCACUGCAUGCAGGUGGGCUGUAACAAGGUGUACACGAGCACGUCAGACGUGAUGACCCACGAGAACUUCCACAAGAAGAACACGCAGCUCAUCAACGACGGCUUCCAGCGCUUCCGCGCCACCGAGGACUGCGGCACGACUGACUGCCAGUUCUACGGGCAGAAGACCACGCACUUCCACUGCAGGCGCCCUGGCUGCACAUUCACCUUCAAGAACAAGUGUGACAUCGAGAAGCACAAGAGCUACCACAUCAAGGACGACGCCUACGCCAAGGACGGCUUCAAGAAGUUCUACAAGUACGAGGAGUGCAAGUAUGAGGGCUGCGUGUACAGCAAGGCCACCAACCACUUCCACUGCAUCCGCGCCGGCUGCGGCUUCACCUUCACCUCCACCAGCCAGAUGACCUCGCACAAGCGCAAGCACGAGCGGCGCCACAUCCGCUCCUCGGGUGUGCUGGGGCUGCCGCCCUCGCUGCUGGGCACCAAGGACACGGAGCACGAGGAGUCAAGCAACGACGACCUGGUCGACUUCUCUGCCCUGAGCAGCAAGAACUCCAGCCUGAGCGCCUCCCCCACCAGCCAGCAGUCCUCCGCCUCCCUGGCCACCGCCACCGCCCCUGCCCCUGCCGAGGCCGUGCCCAGUGCCACUAAGCCUCCCAACAGCAAGAUCUCGGGGCUGCUGUCCCAGGGCCUGCCCAGCUCCAUCCCCCUGGCGCUGGCCCUCUCCAACUCCGGGCUGCCCUCUGCUGCGCCCUACUUCCCCAUCCUUCCAGGCCGGGGGAGCGCCUCCCUGCCUGUGGGCGCCCCCGGCCUCAUGGGGGCCAUGUCGUCUGGGGCAGCAGCCUCGGCAACCCCUGACAUGCCCGCUCUGGCUGCCUCGGGAGCUGGUGACUCCGCCCCGGCGGCUGCCACCUCUGUCCCGGUGCCACCCGCCUCCAUCAUGGAGAGGAUCUCUGCAAGCAAGGGCCUCAUCUCGCCCAUGAUGGCCAGGCUGGCCGCGGCUGCCCUCAAGCCCUCUGCCACCUUUGACACAGGAAACGGGCAGCAGGCCACCCCCGCCAGGUUCCCCCCAGCUCCCGUGAAGCAGGAGCCCGGUGAGAACGCUGGCGCCCCAGGUCCCCACGAGGCCUCCCAGGACCGCAGUUUAGACCUGACUGUGAAGGAGCCCAGUAAUGAAUCAAAUGGCCACGCAGUCCCGGCAAAUUCAUCUCUUUUAUCCUCGCUUAUGAAUAAGAUGUCUCAGGGCAACCCCAACCUCGGCAGCCUGUUGAACAUCAAGACUGAAGCAGAGGGGAGCCCCGCUGUGGAGCCCUCACCCUUCCUGGGCAAGGCUGUGAAGGCGCUGGUUCAGGAGAAGCUGUCAGAGCCCUGGAAGGUGUACCUUCGCAGGUUUGGUACCAAGGACUUCUGUGAUGCCCAGUGUGACUUCCUCCACAAGGCCCACUUCCACUGCGUGGUGGAGGAGUGUGGCGCGCUCUUCAGCACCCUGGACGGGGCCAUCAAGCAUGCCAAUUUCCACUUCCGGACAGAGGGAGGAGCAGCGAAAGGAAACGCAGAGGCUUCCUUCCCAGCCUCGGCUGCUGAGACCAAACCUUCCUUGGCCCCCUCGUCCCCCCCAGCACCUCCUGUCACCACGGCCACUGUUUCCUCUCUGGAGGGGCCCACUCCCAGCCUGGCCGCCGUGCCCUCCACCCCAACCCUGCUCGCCUGGAAGCAGCUGGCUUCCACCAUACCCCAGAUGCCUCAGAUUCCAGCGUCAGUGCCUCACCUGCCCACUUCACCCUUGGCAACGACUUCUCUAGAAAACGCCAAGCCCCAGGUCAAACCCGGAUUCCUCCAGUUCCAGGAGAACGAUCCUUGCCUCACGACGGACUGCAAGUAUGCCAACAAGUUCCACUUCCACUGUCUCUUUGGGAACUGCAAGUACGUCUGCAAAACUUCCGGCAAGGCCGAGUCCCACUGCCUGGACCACAUCAACCCCAACAACAACCUGAUGAACGUGCGAGACCAGUUUGCUUACUACUCCCUUCAGUGUCUCUGUCCCAACCAGCACUGUGAGUUCCGGAUGCGUGGGCACUACCACUGUCUCCGGACCGGCUGCCACUUUGUGACCAACAUCACCACCAAGCUGCCCUGGCACAUCAAGAAGCACGAGAAAGCCGAGCGGCGGGCAGCCAACGGAUUCAAGUACUUCACCAAGCGUGAGGAGUGCGGCCGGCUAGGCUGCAAGUACAACCAGGUGAACAGCCACUUCCACUGCAUCCGGGAGGGCUGCCAGUUCUCCUUCCUCCUCAAGCACCAGAUGACCUCCCACGCCCGGAAGCACAUGCGGAGGAUGCUGGGGAAGAACUUCGAUCGCGUGCCCCCCUCCCAGGGCCCCCCGAGCCUGAUGGACACAGAGACAGACGAGUACAUGGAUUACACUGGCUGCAGCCCGGGCGCCGUGUCCUCCGAGUCAUCCACCAUGGACCGAAGCUGCUCCAGCACCCCUGUGGGCAAUGAGAGCACCGCAGCAGGGAACACCAUCUCCAUGCCGACAGCCUCGGGGGCCAAAAAGCGCUUCUGGAUCAUUGAGGACAUGUCGCCGUUUGGCAAGCGGCGCAAGACGGCCUCCUCUCGCAAGAUGCUGGACGAGGGCAUGAUGCUGGAGGGCUUCCAGCGCUUCGACCUCUACGAGGACUGCAAGGACGCGGCCUGCCAGUUCUCGCUCAAGGUCACCCACUACCACUGCACGCGCGAGAACUGCGGCUACAAGUUCUGCGGGCGCACGCACAUGUACAAGCACGCGCAGCACCACGACCGCGUGGACAACCUCGUGCUGGACGACUUCAAGCGCUUCAAGGCCUCGCUCAGCUGCCACUUCGCCGACUGCCCCUUCUCGGGCACCAGCACGCACUUCCACUGCCUGCGCUGCCGCUUCCGCUGCACCGACAGCACCAAGGUCACGGCGCACCGCAAGCACCACGGCAAGCAGGACGUGAUCAGCGCCGCGGGCUUCUGCCAGUUCAGCUCGAGCGCCGACUGCGCCGUGCCCGACUGCAAGUACAAGCUCAAGUGCUCGCACUUCCACUGCACCUACCCGGGCUGCCGCCACACGGUCGUGGGCAUGUCGCAGAUGGACUCGCACAAGCGCAAGCACGAGAAGCAGGAGCGCGGCGAGCCGCCCGCCGCCUCCCCCGGCCCGGCCAUCAGCCUGGACGGCUCGCUGUCGCUGGGCGCCGAGCCGGGCGGCUCCCUGCUCUUCCUGCAGACGGCCGCCACCGGCCUGGGCCUCGGGCUGGGCGACGCGGGCGACCCCGGCCCGCCCGACGCCCCCGGGGCCCGCGACGGCCCCGCCGCGCCCGCGCCCGCGCCCGGCCCCGCCGCGGCCGGGGACUCGUCGCAGGAGGACGAGGAGGAGGAGCUGGAGCUGAACGAGGAGGAGGCGGAUGACGACGACGAGGACGACGACGACGAGGACGACGACGACGAGGACGACGACGACGACGAGGACCUGCGCACCGACUCGGAGGAGUCGCUGCCCGAGGCGGCGGCGGGCCCGGGGGCGCGGAGCCCGGAGCUGGCGGCCCUCGGCGCCCCCCGCGCCGCCCGCGCCCGCCGCCGCCUCGCCCUGACCCCGGGCCGGCCGCCGAGGGGAAGGGGCCACGCCCGCCCGCCCCGGGAUCCUGCCUCUUGAUUAUGUUGUUGUUAAUUUUGUAAGGAGUGGUAUUUAUAUGUAAAGCUUCCCUCUGUACAGAGCUAGGUGUUCGUUGUGGUCCCGGCGUCGGGAGGCGCUCCGGCUCGGGCCUCCCCCGCCGCCAGGUGGGCCCGCCGGCCCCGCCGGUGCUUCCGGACCCCGAGUCCGUCUCAGGACAGAGGCGGGGGGCCCCCUCUGGUGCUCCGGGGCCGCCCCGCGCCCGCCCGCAGCUCAGCGGCUGCAAGGACAGAGGCUGCCGAACGACCCUUUUCUAGCUGCAGUUGGGGGAUCUUCUUCAGGGAAAUAGAAGGUGCUCUUGUCCGGGGUGGGGACGGGGAGCGGGGUCCCCGAGGGCGAGGCGGGCGCGGACACCGGGCAGCUGCCCCAAGCGCCCCUCCCCGCGGCCGGACCCCGGACUCCACGACCACGCCGGUGGGAUUCCUCAUUGCUCAGGACUGGGACGGGCGCGGGGGUCACUGCGACCCCCACCCCUAACCACCAGAGGCGGGCCGGCACCUGUGGCAUCUGGCAGGGCCUCCCGUUCAUGCAGCUAAGACUCUCCCUCCUUCCCCGGGGGAGGGCGGGGCAGCAGGCGUCAGCACGGGUGACACUACAGGGACCGUGGAGGAAACCUCAUGGAAUUAGCAGAGCCGGGAGCUCCGGGCCACUCUGCCCCCACUGCCGGCCUGGCCGGGAACCUGCGCCGCGAGCUGGGCCCGGGAAGGGCGCACCUCGGCCUGCCUGGUGCCUCCCAGAGCCCAGCCUCCGCCCAGUGCAAGGGAGGCUGAGUUCGUCGCAAACGGAAGAGCAGCCAGCGCCGGGGUGCUGGGCCCGCGGGGGGUCUCAGCCCCCCAGGUGGUGGGAACAGGAAGGAUGCGACUGUUUGGGGCUUUAAUAUUCAAAAUGGAAAAAAAUGCGAGAAAGUUGUACAGUAUUUUUCCAGUGAAGGUUAUUAUUCUACAUAGAACAAAAAGAAAAAACAGCAGGCGGGCAGUGAGCGCCCAGACCCGCCUCCGGACCAGCCCUGAGGUUGGAGACCCAGUGCAAUUGCUCACAUGGGGGUGUGUUUAGCAUUCAUUGUAGAGGCCUUGCCAGUUGGAGGCUGUCUUUCUUUAGCACUGAUGGGAGCUGCGUGAUUCCAACUUUUAACUUGAAUUUUGUGGAGACAAGAAAAAAGGACUAUUACUGUUGAUACAAGUUUGUAGUUAAUUUAACAUUUGAGUUUUUCUCUAUUGGUUAUGCGUGUGGCUUUAGAGGGCUUUUUUUUUCCAGUUUGUUUUAUUAUUUUGUUUGGGAUGCUUCUUUGCUGGUGCAACCCACCCAGAUUUGGUUCCCUUUUCAACACAUCCCCC